This is a messenger RNA of Cetraspora pellucida, 1656 nucleotides long. The record is from the annotation of a GenBank genome assembly. NCBI's taxonomy places the organism in Eukaryota, Fungi, Glomeromycota, Glomeromycetes, Diversisporales, Gigasporaceae.
AUGCGUCUUCAAAUUCAUGAAAUUCUUAAUACUCUCCAUGAAAUUUCUAAUACUACAUUAACAUUAAAACUACAUGAGGUUUCUUCUAAUAUUACUUCCUUAACAUUAACAAACUGGUUAACAGUCUUUCUGUUCAUCACCCUAUCUUACACGGCUAAAUAUUACCUCUCCUAUUUUACGCGUAAUAAUCCUUUACCAGGGCCUUUGCCUUUUCCUAUAAUUGGUAAUGCUUAUCUUUUUCGUGGAGAUCUAGCUGAAUUAUUUCUUAAACUUCAAGCAAAAUAUGGGCCAAUAUUUGAAAUUUAUUUUGGUUCUAAGCGUUUGAUUUGGUUGGGUGAUGCAAAGUUACUUAAAAAACUUAACGAUCCAUCUCCAAAAUCAAAUUUCCCAUAUCGUGCUAUAGGUCCUUGGAUUGAUGAAGUUAAAAUGACUAGUAUGGGAAUGAGUCUUAAUAACCAUAUGAGUUCUUGGAGAUUUAAUAGGUCAAUGUUAGGUCGAAGUCUUCUGGUACCUUCACUCGUUCAUAUAAUGGAAAAGGCCUUUAUUGAAUUAGAAGGAUACUGGAUAAUAUUAUCAAAAGGGAAUAAAGUUAUGAAGAUUGAUAUAGCUGAUUGGAUUUAUAAAUUUACAAGUGAUACACUUGUUCCUACAGUAACAAAAAUACCUACUGCAAAUAUGUUAACUCAUUAUAAUUAUCUUAGAAAAAAUAAUUCUAAUAUCACAUUCGAACAACAACAAGCUAUUGAAAUGUGGAAUAGAAUUCGAAUCUGGCAAAAAUCAAUUGUAUUCUUUUAUUGCUUUCCAAAAUUCCUUAGACAUUAUAUUCCACCUUUUACUUUUCUUAAUUCUAAAUAUUUAUAUAACAUAAAUUGGUUAAAUGAAUAUUUUAUUAAUAUUGUAAAACUCAGAAGAAAAGAAAUUGAGAAUACUCCAAAGGGAGAAACAUUAAGUUCUGAUAUUUUAACUUCUCUUAUUUGUUCUAACACACACCUUAGUACUCAAUUCGGCACUGAAAAUGAUGAAUAUGGAAGACCUAUGACAGAUGAAGAAAUUAUGCGAGUUACAAUCGAAGCAAUCACUAGUAGCACUAAUCCGCUUGGUUCUGGAAUAAGUUUUACCGUAUAUAACAUUGCUAAAAAUCCUGCUGUACAAUCCAAGGUUCAUGAUGAAAUCGAUAGAGUCCUUGGUAAAGACAUGAACCGACCUGUAACCUACGAUGAUAUUAUAAAAUUAGAUUAUCUCGAAGCUUGUAUCAAAGAAUCUUUGCGAUUGACGCCAGUUGUCCCAUUUAUUUUUAAAGCAUCAGAUAAAGAAGAUACUGUAGCUGGUCUUAAAUGGAAAGCACAGCAAGAAUUUUUUAUUCAUAUUUAUUAUAUACAUAAAUCCAAAGCACAUUGGCAUGAUCCAGAAUCAUUCAUACCUGAAAGAUUCCUUGGUAAUGAAAAUAUUGAAGAAAGUAGUCAUUUACCAUUCGGUGGUGGACUUAGAACAUGCCCUGGACGUCAUAUAGCAUUAACUAGCGCUGCAAUUUUCCUAACUUUGAUCCUUAGAAAAUAUAAAAUUGAGUUAGUUGAUAACAAGUCAUUCUCAAAAUCAUACGAUUUAGAUUAUAGAUGCGAUAAAUUGGAGGUAUAUCUUCGUCUGAGAAGUGAAUGA